Molecule: messenger RNA, 1650 nt
Organism: Lodderomyces orthopsilosis Co 90-125
Lineage: Eukaryota; Fungi; Ascomycota; Pichiomycetes; Serinales; Debaryomycetaceae
Gene: PGI1
Product: glucose-6-phosphate isomerase
Exons: 1
Coding region: 1-1650 (549 amino acids)
Biological process (GO): gluconeogenesis; glycolytic process; glucose 6-phosphate metabolic process
Cellular component (GO): cytosol
Molecular function (GO): glucose-6-phosphate isomerase activity; carbohydrate derivative binding; monosaccharide binding
Source: RefSeq, a predicted model, not a curated record
AUGUCUUCAUUCAAAUUAGCUUCAGAAUUACCAGCUUGGAAAGAAUUGGAGCAACUUUACAAAAAGGAGGGUGAAAAAUUCGAUGUCAGGGCUGCAUUUGCCAAAGACCCAAAAAGAUUUGACGAAUUCUCCCGUAUUUUCACCAACUAUGAUGACUCAAAGAUUCUUUUUGACUUUUCCAAAAAUUUGAUUAACCAAGAAAUUCUUGACAAAUUGAUUCAAUUGGCCAAGGAAGCUGGCGUUGAGAAGUUGAGAGAUGAAAUGUUUGCUGGUGAUCACAUCAACACUACUGAAGACAGAGCAGUUUACCACGUCGCAUUGAGAAAUGUCAAGAAGCACAAAAUGCCAGUCGAUGGUAAGGAUACUACUCAAGAAGUUUGGGAUGUUUUAAACCACAUGAAGGAGUUUUCUAAUCAAGUUAGAGAUGGAGAAUGGAAAGGUUACACUGGAAAGGCCAUUACAGAUGUGAUCAACAUUGGUAUUGGUGGUUCAGAUCUUGGUCCAGUCAUGGUCACUGAAGCUUUGAAAUACUAUAGUAAGCCAGGCUUGAAUGCCCACUUUGUAUCAAACAUUGAUGGAACUGAUAUUGCUGAAGUGUUGAACAAGGUUAACCCAGAAACAACUUUGUUCUUGGUUGCUUCAAAAACUUUCACCACUGCUGAAACCAUCACCAACGCCACCUCAGCAAAAAAAUGGUUCUUAGAUCACGCCAAAGACACCAAGCACAUUGCCCAACACUUUGCUGCCUUGUCCACCAAUGAAAAAGAAGUUAUCAAAUUUGGAAUUGAUCCAAAGAACAUGUUUGGAUUUGAAAGCUGGGUUGGUGGUCGUUAUUCUGUGUGGUCAGCCAUUGGUUUGUCAGUUGCCAUCUACAUUGGUUUCGACAACUUUGAAAAGUUUUUGGCUGGUGCCGAAGCUGUUGAUGAACAUUUCUUAAAGACGCCAUUGGAAAAUAACAUCCCAGUACUUGGUGGUUUGAUUUCUGUUUGGUACAACAAUUUCUUUAAUGCUCAAACCCACUUGGUUGUUCCUUACGAUCAAUACUUGCACAGAUUCCCAGCUUACUUGCAACAAUUAUCUAUGGAAUCAAAUGGUAAGUCAGUCACCAGAGCCAACGUUUUUACCAACUACCAAACCGGUACUAUCUUAUUUGGUGAACCAGCUACCAAUGCUCAACACUCUUUUUUCCAAUUGGUCCACCAAGGUACAAAAUUGAUUCCUGCUGAUUUUAUUUUGGCUGCUCAAUCACACAACCCAAUUGAAAACAACAAACACCAGAAGAUGUUGGCUUCAAACUUCUUUGCCCAAUCUGAAGCUUUAUUGAAGGGAAAGAGUGAAGAGCAAGUUAAAGCUGAAGGUACAACCGGAGGUUUGGUUCCACAUAAGGAAUUCAGUGGUAACAGACCAACUACUUCCAUCUUGGCUCAAAAAAUUACUCCAGCUGCUUUGGGUGCAUUGAUUGCUUAUUACGAACAUGUUACAUUUACCGAAGGUGCUGUUUGGAACAUCAACUCAUUCGACCAAUGGGGUGUUGAAUUGGGUAAAGUUUUGGCCAAAGUUAUUGGUACUGAAUUGGAGGACAAGAAAUCUGUUGGUUCUCAUGAUCCAUCCACCAACGGUUUGAUCAACACGUUCAAACAAUGGGAGUAG